AUGUGCCGCCUGUUGGAUGUUUCUCCAGAAAUGCAGGAUGACCAACUCCUGGAAGCCAUGGAAUCCGCCUCAUACUCACUGAGGGAGGCAGAGAAACUGAGAUACAGGGUUUUGCAGCAACAGGGCCCACCUAAAUGCGAGACAAUCAACAAAAUAUAUUGCCACGAGAACAAAUCAGAGAAUCUCUACCUCGACGAGCCUUGGGUAGUGGAGAGCGGCCGGUUCAAUGCUCACCUCAGAGGAAGUCAAGCCGUUCCUCAUCUCGAGUUGCACCUAGAAAGAAACAAGGAGAUCACGUUCAUUGUUUAUCGUGAUUUCGAAUGCUGCAAUGGUCCGCCGCCCAAAGAUUUCAACUAUCAUGGUCGCGUGACAAGCUAUCUUGACUCCAAUACGGCAAACUUUCUAAAGGCUGAGUACAUUUCUUUAGUCUCAGAAGAGCUUUCAGAACAUCUCAAGAAGAUGGCAAAGGUCACUAUGGAAGGGAUUCCGCACCCCGAAUUCAGCAGACGAACAGACGAAAAGAUCUCUUAUCCAUAUGUAUGGUGGUUCCAUCGACGAUAUGAGAUCAAGUCUUUCAUCGAAAGUCUUCAUCAGACAGAAUCAAAGCACUUAGCAGUGUUUCAGCAGUACGUACUCGGCCGUUUAGAUGGAGAUUGGAGCAUGGCACAAUCCCUUCUGGAUAAAGGCAGAAUAACGGCUGAGUAUAUGCCAUAUCUCUUUGUUCCUAACGAAAUUUUGAUCGAGAAGGCAGAUAGUCCUAAGCAAGGCCAGAUAAGAGGCGUUCUUGCAACCAAUUGGCUUCAGACUUUGACUGCCUCUGAAAAAGACUUCCGGGCGAUCAUUCAGGUGAGCGCAUGGGGAUUUAGAGGCAGCUUUCACCGAACAGUGAAAAUAAUUAGCAUCACUGGGCUUCCGAAGUGCAGUCAAGAUGGGUCGUUCUUAAUUACAGACCUUCUCUCCGUUUACCCGAUCAGGUACGCAAGUGCAGAGACCAUUCAGGCACUACAACAACGCGGGAGAAUGUUUUGGAAGUGCCGGUAUCGGAACUAUGUGACCUCUCGGGGCUUCUCAGGUGACGGCUUGCAGAAUUCGGUGCAGUAUUACCUAUACUUCAGCCUUACUGCAGAUUCACGGUUCAUGGUAGAUUACCGCACAUACAAGCAAAUGCAUCCUGGCGGACAAUCGGUCGAUGAUGAUGAUCUUGGGCUUGAGAUCAUGCGCAAGGAUAAUCCUGGUCUUGGUGAUAGGUUCCUUAUGUGCCUUCCGGUGACAAUACCGGGAUUCAACAUGCAAAAAAAAGAAUGGGUGGAGUUGGAUGUUGGGCUUAUUGAUGACGUCAAAUGGAAUGAUGAAGCAUUCGAACAUUUGGUCAUUGAUGCCGACACCAAAGAAUUAGUCCAGGCAGUAGUCACUACGCGGCUCAGAGCAGAGGAGAACACCGAUCUCAUUCGUGGAAAGGGCAAUGGCCUGUUUAUCUUACUCCAUGGUGUGGCGGAAAUCGCCAGGAAACCAUUAUAUCGAGUCACAUGUGGAGACAUCGGAACCAAGGCAGAAGAGGUAGAGCAGUAUUUGGACACUGUUCUGGUACUUGGAAAGACCUGGGGGUGUGUUGUUCUCUUAGAUGAGGCGGACGUCUUCUUAGAGGAGCGUACGUUGCAAAGCCUCGAAAGAAAUGCACUUGUAUCAGUUUUCUUGAGAGUUCUGGAGUACUAUGACGGUAUCUUGAUAUUGACCAGUAACCGAGUGGGCACGUUUGAUGAGGCAUUCAAGUCUCGCAUCCAGUUGAAUCUCAGGUAUCAAAAUUUGAACGAGCAGCAACGUAUCCAAAUUUGGUCGAAUUUCAUCGACCGCAUCGAUAAACUGGAUAAAGGCAAGGCUGCUGCCUUGGGUAAUUCCAAGUCUAACAACGGAUUGCAACUAGACUUUGGGGUUAAUGCAGAGGAAAUACGGCAACGUCUUCAUGACCUGGCGAAAGCGAAUUUGAAUGGUCGCGAGAUCAGGAAUGCAAUUUCUACAGCGCGUCAACUAGCUGCUUAUCGUCGCAAGCCUCUUGGCUACGAGCACAUUUCUCGUGCGAUUGACGAGGCUAGCAAGUUUGAUGAAUACUCGAAUGAGCUGAGGCGGGGUCUCACAGCGGAUGAUAUUCUGCGGGAAAGAGGGGAGCGUUGA
Messenger RNA from Colletotrichum gloeosporioides, 2169 nucleotides. RefSeq lists its product as uncharacterized. The transcript has 9 exons. The record is from RefSeq and is a predicted model, not a curated record. The coding region runs from base 1 to 2169 and encodes 722 amino acids. Gene Ontology annotation, molecular function: ATP binding; ATP hydrolysis activity. NCBI's taxonomy places the organism in Eukaryota, Fungi, Ascomycota, Sordariomycetes, Glomerellales, Glomerellaceae.